UAGGUUACUUUUCUCUAUGGGAUUUCAAGAUGGCGUCGAGCGGAGGAGAUGGGGAACACGAAUGGACAGCGGCAGUGCGACCGCUUUUAUCAGCUUCGUACACCGCUUUUGAAACGAAAGAGCUACCUCAGCUUAUUGGGUCUAUAAUCAACAGUGAAUCAGACAUCCUUCACCAUGACAAACAGUAUGAGCCCUUCUACUCAUCAUUUGUGGCACUCUCUGCACACUACAUCACCACAGUAUGCGGACAAAUACCGAGAAAUCAGCUGCUGUCGGUUGCUGCAGCAUGCAAAGUAUUGAUUGAAUUCUCAUUGCUGCGCUUGGAGAACCCAGAUGAGGCAUGUGCAGUAUCACAGAAACACCUGAUUCUUCUCAUAAAGGGGCUUUGUACUGGCUGCAGCAGACUAGAUCGCACAGAAAUCAUUACUUUCACCGCUAUGAUGAAAUCUGCCAAGUUGCCUCAAACCGUGAAGACCCUUUCAGAUGUGGAAGAUCAGAAGGAGUUACCCAGCGCUGUGAACCCAGAGCUUCGACAAAAAGAAGUGCAAAUGAACUUCUUUAAUCAACUGACUUCAGUUUUUAACCCUGACCUUACCACCAUCUUGGCCUCCCCAUCAGCAGCACACAUGCAGGCUGAGAGUGAUUGCGAUGACCAAACCACAGAUCAAGCCAUUCAGGCCAAAAUGAAAAAUGCCUUUGUCUCUCAGAAUGUGUCAAGCUUACAGGAACUUGGUGGGUCUGAGAAGUUGCUACGAGUGUGCCUCAACCUGCCCUACUUUCUACGCUACAUCAACCGUUUCCAGGAUGCUGUAUCAGCCAACUCUUUCUUUAUCAUGCCUGCCACAGUGGCUGAUGCCACUGCUGUCCGCAAUGGGUUUCAUUCACUGGUGAUAGACGUAACUAUGGCUUUGGACACACUUUCCCUGCCUGUACUGGAGCCCUUGACACCAGGGAGAUUACUGGAUAUGACUGUGCUGGCUUUGAGCUGUCUCUAUGCUGGUGUGAGUGUCGCCACUUGCAUGGCCAUUCUGCAGGUAGGUAGCGGCUUGCAGCUCCGCUCUGCCUCAACUGGGACUAAAGAGGAGGACUAUGAAAAUGACGCUGCCACAAUUGUCCAGAAAUGUCUGGAGAUCUAUGAAAUGAUUGGACAAGCCAUCAGCAACUCCCGUAGAGCUGGAGGAGAGCAUUAUCAGAACUUCCAGCUGCUUGGAGCCUGGUGCCUUCUGAACAGCCUAUACCUGAUUCUUAAUCUGAGCCCCACUGCCCUGGCGGAUAAAGGGAAAGAGAAGGAUCCCCUUGCUGCCCUGCGUGUCCGGGAUAUUGCUGCACGCACCAAGGAUGGCGCAGGAUCGCCUAAACUUGGUCCUGGGAAAGGACACCAAGGGUUUGGAGUUUUGUCAGUUAUACUGGCCAACCACGCCAUCAAACUUUUGACUUCACUUUUCCAGGAUCUGCAAGUUGAGGCACUGCACCGGGUAAAUGAAAGUUGGGCGAGUGAUGGGCCACCAGCUGAGCUCAACAUCAUGGCACAGAGCACUUCCAUCCAGAGGGUCCAAAGGCUCAUCGAUUCUGUGCCCCUGACCAAUCUACUGUUCACCCUUCUCUCCACUUCCUACAAAAAGGCUUGUGUUCUCCAACGCCAGAGGAAGGGCUCAGUCAGCAGUGAUGCCAGUGCUUCUACAGAUUCAAACACCUACUAUGAGGAUGAUUUCAGCAGUACAGAGGAGGAUAGCAGUCAAGCAGAGAGAAGACAGGAGAAGACAAGUGCAGCUUGUGUCUCAGAUGAUGACAGUGAACCCAUCUUGGGGCUUUGGUUUGAAGAGACAAUUUCCCCCACCAAAGACAAAGUUGCUCCCCCACCCCCUCCACCACCCCCACCCCUGGAGACCUCUCCCAGACUAAAGAGUCCCAGCAAACAGAAUCCCAGUGAGAAUGGAAACAUUUUAGCUGGACGUAAAGACCCGGAACUGUUCCUUAGUUUAGCCUCCAGUAUUCUGAACUUCAUCACCACCUCAAUGCUGAAGUCCAGGAACAACUUCAUUCGCAACUACCUGAGCGUCUCUCUUACAGAGCAGCACAUGGCUACACUAGCCAGCAUCAUCAAAGACGUGGACAAAGAUGUCAAAGGCUCCUCAGAUGAAGUGUUUUCUUUAGCUCUGUAUCACUUCAACCACACCAUGGUAACAUCAGAUCUUCCAUCCCCGGCCUUGCAGAGCACCCUUCUUCAGCAAUUAGGUGUUGCGCCCUUUUCAGAAGGUCCCUGGCCUCUGUACAUUCACCCUCAGUCAUUAUCAGUCCUCUCCAGGCUUCUCCUCAUAUGGCAGCACAAAGCCAGCGUGCAAGGAGAACCGGAUGUGCCUGAGUGUAUGAAAGUCUGGGAAAGAUUUUUGGGAACACUGAAGCAACACACUAUUCAGAGUUCUGUUCAUGGAGAAGAUGACCUUAAUGUAGAGCACCUCCAGCUCCUGCUGCUCCUUUUCCACAAUCUGUCGGAGCGCGGACGACGAUCAAUUCUGACCCUGGUCACCCAGGCCAUCACUGAAGUGGCACAAAGCAGAGACUCCCAGCUGAAGGCGGUACCCCUCAACCUGGCCCGCCUUUGUCUGGUUUUUGACUACCUGCUGCGCCACUACUCCAAGCCUCCCUUGUACCUCUUUGAACAGGUGCAGUAUAACCUCCUCACCCCACCAUCCACUGGACCAGGUUCUGUUCAGGAAGGUGGCAAACGCAGCAGCCUUCCCCUUUACUAUGGAUUCAAAGAGGUGGAGGAGAACUGGGCCAAACACUGUUCAGCAGAUUCAAAUGUUCAGCCCAAAUUCUACUGCGUUCUGUCCCCUGAGGCAUCUGAAGAUGAUAUCAGCAGACUGGACAGCAAGGUCUUUCCUAAGCUGUUCAAUGGAGCGGUUAAAUACGAUGAACUGUAUGCGUGGCUCAUCUCACUCCUGGUGGCAGGCUCUGAGUUUGACACAGCAAGAAGACAAGAGAACAAGCCCAUCACUCCUAUGGAGGCAUGCUCCCUUCAGUACUACUUCCUGAUACUGUGGAGGAUCUUGGGCGUUUUACCACCCUCAAAAGCCUACAUGGAGCAGCUACAGACGGGCUGCAGCGAUCCCAGUGAGAGUGACAUCCUGCACACACUGCGAUGGUCCUCACGCCUCCGGGUGUCAACCUACGUGAAUUGGAUCAAGGAACACCUGGUGAAGCAGGGAAUGAAGGCAGACCAAGCAGCGUCUCUGGUUGAGUUGACAGCUGCUAAGUGCAGCACUGUGAAAUACGAUGUGGAGCUAGCAGAGGAGUACAUUGCCAGACAGAUUUCCACCUUCUCCAGUGUAGACCCGAACGUCAUCCUUCCACUUAAUCAGUUACCCUCGCUGCAAGCCAUCUAUACACUCGAUGCAGUCAUUUCUAAAGUGCAGGUUUCCCUAGACGAGCAUUUGUCCAAGGUUGCUAUUGAAGCAGACACCCACAAGUCAUCUGAGAUCACAAAGAACCUGCUGCCUGCCACACUACAGCUCACCGAUGUUUACACAGCUUUUACCAGGUCUUACCUACUAAUGAACAUCCCAGAGGAAGGGGAGAACAAGCUUACAGAUGCCAAGCUCCAAGGUUACGCUGCAGUUCUGUCCAUUGGAUCCACCCGCUGCAAGGCCAACACGCUGGGUCAUAGUAUUAUGCAGAACUUGCCAUCGGCAGUACAGACAAUCUGUGAGACUUGGAACAGCAUCCACACCAAUGAAUUCCCCAACAUCGGCUCAUGGCGAAAUGCAUUUGCCAAUGAUACCAUUCCAUCAGAGAGCUACAUCAGUGCCAUCCAAGCGGCUCACCUGGGUACAUUGAGUUGUCAGUCCUUGCCUCUGGCCUCUUCUCUGAAACACAUCCUGCUCUCUUUGGUUCGCCUCACUGGCGACCUCAUUGUCACAGAGGAGCUGAAUCCUUCGCAGGUUGUGCGCACUUUGUUGCCCCUCCUCCUGGAGAGUAGCACAGAGAGUGUGGCUGAGAUCAGCAGCACCUCACUGGAGCGCAUCCUUGGCCCAUCAGAGUCAGACGCCUUCCUAGCCCGCAUCUACGAGCGUUUGGUGACCGGGUGUUACAACAUCAUUGCCAAUCACUCAGACCCCAACAGUGGUUUGGAUGAGUCUGUCCUUGAGGAAUGCCUUCAGUACCUUGAAAAGCAGCUUGAGAGCAGUCAAGUCCGCAAAGCCAUGGAAGAGUUCUUUUCUUUCAGUGGUGAACUUGUCCAGAUUAUGAUGGCGACUGCCAAUGAAAAUCUAUCGGCAAAGUUCUGCAACAGGGUGCUCAAAUUCUUCACCAAGCUUUUCCAGCUCACGGAGAAGAGUCCAAACCCCAGCUUGUUGUGUCUGUGUGGCUCACUGGCCCAACUUGCCUGUGUGGAGCCCUCUCGCCUGCAGUCCUGGCUGACACGCAUGACAGCCACCCCACCAAAGGACUCGGAGCAGCUGGAAAUAGUGCAAGAAAACCGACAGCUUCUGCAGGUGCUCACCACUCAUAUUGUGCGUGACAACAGCCAGGUGGGCGAAGGAGUGUGCACUGUCCUCCUGAGCACACUCAUUCCCAUGGCGACAGACAUGCUAGCCAAUGGUGAUGGAACAGGCUUCCCCGAGCUCAUGGUCAUCAUGGCCACACUUGCCAGUGCUGGACAGGGGGCCGGCCACCUACAACUGCACAGGGCAGCUAUCGACUGGCUGACCAGAUGCAAAAAAUAUUUAACACAGAAGAAUGUUGUGGAAAAAGUGAGCACAAACAUAUCCCAAGGAAAGCACGCCAGCAUGCUGGAAUGCUCAUGCCACAUCAUCUCCUAUCUGGCUGAUGUGAUGAAUGCCUUGCGACAAAGCAGUGGCCAAGGUACCGCGGCACUGCUGAUGGAGGGAGAAGAGAAGGCUAUGGAAGUGGACUCGGACUGGGUGGAAGAGCUUGCAGUAGAAGAGGAUGAUUCCCAGGCAGAGGAUUCUGAUGAAGACUCCCUUUGCAACAAACUCUGCACCUUCACCAUUACUCAGAAGGAAUUCAUGAACCAGCACUGGUACCACUGUCACACCUGUAAGAUGGUGGAUGGGGUAGGUGUGUGCACAGUGUGCGCCAAGGUCUGUCACAAAGACCAUGAGAUCUCCUAUGCCAAAUAUGGCUCUUUCUUCUGUGACUGCGGUGCCAAAGAGGAUGGCAGCUGCCAGGUGAGACCGAAUACCUCAGGUCAUCAUGGGAAGAGAACAACAGCGGCCUUGGUCAAACGCAGCCCCAGCAGCGGCAUGAGCUCGACUCUGAAGGAGUCUUCUGCGUUCCAGAGUGAACUGCGUAUGCCUGACAGUGCUAUCCGCCACCAGAAUGCCUCACCCUCCGACAAGGGCAAGGUCACCAUCUGUGAUGGCAAACCUGGCGAUGAAGACAGACCUAAGAAGAGCAGUGUGUGCAAGAGCAUUGAGGGCUGCCAGGAAGAGUUGCUAGCACAAGUGAUGGGAUCGUCCACUGCAGCAGUCAUACUGGAGAUGCUCAUGUUCCUAAUGGAAGCCAUCCAGACCAACUUCCAGCAGGCAUCAGCAGUGGGAAGUAGCAGCCGUGCUCAGCAAGCCCUCAAUGAACUGCAUACUCAGGACAAAACUGUGGAGAUGACAGACCAGUUAAUGGUGCCCACGCUCGGCUCUCAGGAAGGGGCUUUUGAGAAUGUGAGGAUGAACUACAGUGGUGACCAGGGACAAACUAUACGACAGCUGAUUAGUGCACAUGUCCUGCGGCGUGUUGCCAUGUGUGUCCUGUCUUCACCCCACGGCCGCCGUCAGCACCUUGCAGUCAGCCACGAAAAGGGAAAGAUAACAGUGCUGCAGCUGUCCACUCUCCUGAAACAGGCUGACUCGAGCAAGAGAAAGCUAACACUGACUCGUCUGGCCUCUGCUCCAGUCCCUUUCACUGUCCUCAGUCUCACAGGCAACCCUUGUAAUGAAGAUUACCUGGCUGUGUGCGGCCUCAAGGACUGCCAUGUACUAACUUUCAGCAGCACAGGCUCAGUGUCAGACCAUUUGGUGUUGCACCCACAACUGGCUACUGGCAACUUCAUCAUCAAAGCUAUCUGGUUACCAGGCUCACAGACUGAACUUGCCAUCAUCACAGCUGACUUUGUUAAGAUUUAUGACUUGUCAGUGGAUGCCCUGAGUCCUAUGUACUACUUCCUGCUCCCAAGUUCAAAGAUCCGUGAUGCUACCUUCCUUUUCAACGAAGAAGGGAAAAACGUUAUUGCCAUCAUGUCUUCAGCAGGUUACAUGUACACCCAGGUCAUGGAUGAAUCCAGUAGUGCCCAGCAUGGCCCUUUCUAUGUCACAAAUGUAUUGGAGAUAACCCACGAAGACUUGAAGGAUAGCAACGGGCAGGUAGCCGGCGGUGGUGUGUCGGUUUAUUACUCCCAUGUGCUUCAGAUGCUUUUCUUCAGCUACAGCCAGGGGAAGUCCUUCGCUGCCACAGUGAGCCGCAGCACCACCGAAGUUCAGAGGCUCUUCCCCAUCAAUGUCAAAGGCUCUAAUGGCGGCAGCAGUAAGAUGUCACCUGCUCUGUGCCAGUGGUCUGAGGUCAUGAACCACCCAGGCCUGGUGUGCUGCGUGCAGCAGACAACGGGCAUACCAUUGGUCAUUAUGGUCAAGCCAGACACCUUCCUCAUCCAAGAGAUUAAAACUCUGCCAGCCAAAGCUAAGAUUCAAGAUAUGGUAGCUAUCAGACACACUGCCAGUAAUGAGCAACAGCGUACGACCAUGAUUCUUCUCUGUGAGGAUGGAAGCUUGCGAAUCUACAUGGCCAAUGUGGAUAACACCUCUUACUGGCUUCAGCCCUCACUGCAGCCCAGCUGUGGCAUCAGUAUCAUGAAGCCGGUCCGCAAACGCAAAGCUGCUGCUACGACCACUCGGACCUCCAGUCAAGUGACAUUCCCAGUGGACUUCUUUGAACACAACCAGCAAUUGACAGAGGUGGAGUUUGGGGGCAAUGACUUGCUUCAGGUCUACAAUGGACAGCAGAUCAAACACAGGCUCAACUCCACUGGGAUGUAUGUGGCCAACACAAAGCCCGGGGGAUUCACUGUGGAAGCGGUCAACAACAACAGUUCAAUGGUGAUGACGGGCAUGCGCGUGCAGGUGGGCACUCAGGCCAUUGAGAGGGCUCCUUCCUAUGUGGAGGUCUUUGGUCGCACCAUGCAGAUAAACCUGACGAGAGCCCGCUGGUUUGACUUUCCCUUCACCAGAGAGGAGGCCCUGCAGGCCGACAAGAAGCUGUCCAUCUUUAUUGGAGCAUCUGUUGACCCAGCUGGAGUCACCAUGCUUGAUUCAAUCAAGAUCUAUGGUAAAACCAAGGAGCAGUUUGGCUGGCCUGAAGAUCCACCAGAGGACUUCUCCUCUGCCUCGGUUAACAAUGUCUGCAGUCCCAAUCUCAACCAGGGCAAUGGCACCUCUGAUGGAGACAUAGCCACCCCAACCACCACCAGCGGCAGUGUACUGGAAAGUUGUGAAACUGAGUCCUUAUCAACCUUGGACCGGUUGGUUGUCAGCUCCCUUGAGGCUUUGGAAAGCUGCUUUGCAGUAGGUUCCUCCAGUGAAAAGGAGAAGAAUAAGGCUGCAGCGCUGGAGUUGGCCACUCUACUUUUGUCUAUGCCGACCCCUGCAGGUGUGCAGCAGCAGACCAAGGGACUUCUUGCCAGCCUGCACACCAGUAGAACUGCCUACCACAACCACAAGGACCAGUCCUUGCUGAGUAACGCAGUGCAGUGUCUAAAUGGCUGCAGCCGUGAGGGGAGGGAGCUCGACCCUGAUGUCUUCCAGAGGCUCGUGAUCACUGCCCGCUCCAUUGCAAUCAUGAGACCCAACAACUUGGUGCAUUUCACAGAAACAAAGUCAUUACACCAUGACUCUGAAAUGGCAGAGGAUGGGCAAAAACAUGUGGAUGGGGAAAGCUGUAAUUUCAUCACACAGCUGAUGAAUAAUUUCUGGAAGCUCCAUGCCCUAAAACCAAAGAACGCCUUUCUUGCUCCUGCUUGCCUGCCUGGCCUAACUCACGUGGAAGCAACAGUAAAUGCCUUGGUGGACAUCAUCCAUGCAUACUGCACAUGUGAACUGGAUUACAUCAAUGUAGCUUCUAAAAUCUACAUGCAAAUGUUACUCUGCCCAGACACAGCUGUGAGCUUUGCUUGUAAGCAGGCCCUGAUCAGAGUGCUUCGACCAAGAAACAAACGGCGACAUGUGACCCUUCCAUCCCCCCCACGCUCCAACACACCUAUGGGAGACAAGGAUGAUGAUGAUGACGACGAUGCAGAUGACAAGAUGCAGUCAUCAGUGCUGACUGGAGGAGAAGAGGGUAGACAAGAGAGUCAGGAGCAGAGUGAAGUGGACCAUGGUGACUUUGAGAUGGUGUCAGAGUCCAUGGUCCUGGAGACAGCAGAGAAUGUCAACAAUGGAAAUCCAUCUCCCCUGGAGGCUUUGCUGGCUGGAGCUGAGGGUUUCCCCCCAAUGCUGGACAUCCCUCCUGAUGCAGAUGAUGAAACUAUGGUAGAGCUGGCCAUUGCCCUCAGCCUUCAGCAGGAUCAACAAGGCAGUAGCAGCAGUGCUCUUGGCCUUCAGAGCCUUGGCCUGUCUGGCCAGGCCCCAAGCUCCUCUUCACUGGAUGCUGGCACUCUUUCAGACACCACCGCAUCAGCUAUUGCUAUGAUUUCAGCCCCGGCAUCAGAUGAUGAGGGCAGCACAGCUGCUACUGAUGGCUCCACACUGCGGACCUCCCCAGCUGAGCAUGGUGGCAGUGUGGGCUCAGAGAGUGGAGGUUCUGCAAUCGACUCUGUAGCAGGGGAGCACAGUGUGUCAGGACGCAGCAGUGCAUAUGGGGAUACAGCAGUGGAGGGCCACCCUGCAGGCCCAGGCAGUGUCAGCUCCAGCACUGGAGCCAUCAGCACCACCACAGCCCAGCAGGAAGGCGAAUGCUCAGAGGGAGAAGGAGAGACGGAGGGAGACAUCCACACAAGCAACAGGCUACACAUGGUUCGUCUUAUGCUACUGGAGCGCUUGCUUCAGCACCUUUCUCAGCUCCACAAUGUAGGUGGAGUCCAAGCCAUCCCUUACAUGCAGGUUAUCCUCAUGUUGACCUCAGACCUGGAUGGCGAGGAUGAAAAGGAUAAGGGUGCUCUGGAUGACCUGCUAGCACAGCUUAUUGCUGAGCUUGGCAUGCACAAGAAGGACGUGUCCAAGAAGAAUGAGCGUUGCUCCAUCAAUGAAGUUCACCUGGUUAUCAUGAGAUUGCUCAGCGUCUUCAUGUCUCGAACCAAGUCGGGCUCCAAAUCCUCUUCUGAGGUCCCUCUCCCUCUCUUCCAGUCAUCCUCGCUUAUUUCGAACGCCACAGCGACUGCCUUGCUCAGCCUGGGUGCUAUUGACUACUGUCUCCACGUGCUCAAAUCGCUCCUGGAGUUCUGGAAGAGCCAACAGGGUGAAGAAGAGCCUGUGGCCACAAGCCAACUCCUCCGCCCCCACACAGCCUCCUCUCCCCCAGACAUGAGCCCUUUCUUCCUGCGCCAAUAUGUCAAGGGACAUGCUGCUGAUGUGUUUGAAGCCUACUCCCAGCUAUUGACUGAAAUGGUGCUCCGGCUGCCGUAUCAGAUCAAGAAGAUUGCUGACACCAACCCACGUAUCCCACCUCCUGUCUUUGAUCAUUCCUGGUUCUAUUAUCUGUCUGAAUAUCUGAUGAUCCAACAGACUCCGUUUGUCAGGAGGCAAGUCAGAAAGCUGUUGUUGUUUAUCUGCGGUUCAAAGGAAAAAUAUCGUCAGCUGCGGGAUCUGCACACACUUGACUCCCAUGUGCGCAGCAUCAAGAAGCUCCUGGAGGAGCAGGGCAUCUUCCUCCGGGCUGGCGUGGUCACAGCAACGUCUGGCUCAGCUCUACAGUAUGACACACUCAUCAGUCUGAUGGAACACCUGAAAGCUUGUGCCGAAAUUGCCACUCAGAGGACGAUCAACUGGCAGAAGUUCUGCAUGAAGGAUGACUCUGUGUUGUACUUCUUGCUCCAGGUCAGCUUCCUUGUAGAUGAGGGAGUUUCCCCAGUACUUUUGCAACUGCUCUCCUGUGCCCUGUGUGGCAGUAAGGUACUGGCCACCUCCUCCUCCUCCUCUUCAUCAUUCUCAGGAGGAGGCUCCUCUAGUGCGGGACAGACGGGGGCUUCUCAGUCCUCUCAGAGCAAGUCUUCCAGUAAAAAGAGCAAAAAAGAAGACAAGGAGAAGGACAAAGAGGGUGAUGGAGUUGGUAGCCAGGAGGAUCAGCUGUGUAUGGCUCUGGUCAGUCAGCUUAACAAGUUUGCAGACAAGGAGACCCUCAUUCAGUUCUUGCGCUGCUUCCUGCUAGAGUCAAACUCAUCUGCUGUGCGCUGGCAAGCCCACUGCUUGGCACUUCAUAUCUACAGGAACUCCAGUAAAUCUCAGCAGGAGCUGCUGCUUGAACUGACUUGGGCCAUUUGGCCUGAGCUGCCUGCAUAUGGACGCAAAGCUGCCCAGUUUGUCGACUUGCUUGGAUACUUCUCACUCAAAACCCCUCAGACAGAGAAGAAGUUGAAGGAGUAUUCCCAGAAAGCUGUGGAAAUCCUGAGGGCACAGAACCAUAUCCUAACGAAUCACCCCAACUCCAACAUCUACACCACUCUAUCUGGUCUAGUAGAGUUUGAUGGGUUUUUUUUGGAGAGUGACCCCUGCUUGGUGUGCAACAAUCCAGAAGUUCCCUUCUCAAAUAUAAAACUGUCAUCGAUCAAAGUGGACACCCGCUACACCACCACUCAACAGGUUGUCAAGCUCAUUGGUAGCCAUACCAUCAGCAAAGUCACAGUUAAGAUCGGUGACCUCAAACGCACCAAAAUGGUCCGCACCAUCAACCUCUACUACAACAACAGGACUGUCCAGGCUAUCGUGGAGCUGAAGAACAAGCCUGCUCGUUGGCACAAAGCCAAGAAGGUUCAGCUGACCCCAGGACAGACAGAAGUGAAGAUCGACCUUCCUUUGCCUAUUGUCGCAUCCAACCUGAUGAUCGAGUUCUCAGAUUUUUAUGAGAACUACCAGGCCUCCACCGAGACCCUACAGUGUCCGCGCUGCAGUGCCUCUGUGCCAGCCAACCCUGGGGUGUGUGGCAACUGCGGUGAGAACGUGUAUCAGUGCCACAAGUGCAGGUCCAUAAACUAUGAUGAAAAAGACCCCUUCCUGUGCAAUGCCUGUGGAUUCUGCAAAUAUGCCCGAUUUGACUUCAUGCUUUAUGCUAAACCGUGCUGUGCUGUGGAUCCUAUUGAGAAUGAGGAAGACAGGAAAAAGGCUGUGACCAACAUCAAUACCCUGCUGGACAAAGCUGACCGAGUUUACCACCAGCUGAUGGGCCACCGGCCCCAGUUGGAGAGCCUCCUGUCUAAAGUCAAUGAGGCAGCACCAGAGAAACCACAGGACGACACUGGAGCAGGUGCAGGACUUGGUGCGUCCUCUGCUAAUGUGAACAGAUACAUUCAGCAGCUGGCUCAAGAGUACAGCGGAGACUGCAAGACAUCGUUUGAUGAACUGUCCAAGAUUAUACAGAAAGUACUUGCAUCUCGUAAAGAGCUCCUGGAGUAUGAUCUACAACAGAGAGAGGCUGCCACCAAGUCAUCCCGCAGCAGCAGCAGCCACCAGCCCACCUUCACUGCCAGUCAGUACCGUGCCCUCUCUGUGCUGGGCUGCGGCCACACUUCCUCAACCAAGUGCUAUGGCUGUGCCUCAGCUGUCACAGGCCACUGUAUCACACUGCUCCGGGCACUGGCCACUAACCCAGCCCUCCGGCAGAUCCUGGUCCUCCAGGGUCUCAUCCGUGAGCUGUUUGAGUAUAACUUGCGGCGAGGUACAGCAGCCAUGAGGGAAGAGGUGCGCCAGCUGGUCUGUCUCCUCACCAGAGAUCAUCCAGAGGCCACUCAACAGAUGAAUGACCUCAUUAUCGCCAAAGUGUCAGCUGCCCUCAAAGGCCACUGGGCCAAUCCUGACCUGGUGAGUAAUCUACAGUAUGAAAUGCUGUUGCUGACAGACUCCAUUUCAAAAGAGGGAGGAUGCUGGGAAUUACGGUUGCGUUGUGCCCUCAGUCUGUUCCUCAUGUCGGUGAAUAUAAAGACACCUGUAGUGGUGGAGAACAUCACUCUCAUGUGCUUGAGAAUCCUGCAAAAGCUGAUCAAGCCCCCUGCUCCCACUAGCAAGAAGAACAAGGAUGCUGCUGUUGAGUCCCUGACCACAGUCAGGCCCUACAGUAAUGAAAUCCAUGCCCAGGCCCAACUCUGGCUCAAGAAGGACCCCAAAGCCUCCUAUGAGGCCUGGAAAAAGUGUCUCCCAGCAAGAGGCCAGGAGUCUGUGUCAAAGCCUCAGGGGAAGGCUGAGUUGCGAAAGCAGUACCUGUUGGAGAAGUAUGUGUGGAAGUGGAAGCAAUUCAUGAGGUCCAGAAAAGGUGAAGGCCUCUUCCCUCGCCUGCUCAAACUGAGCCAUAACAACUGGCUGCGGCAGGUCCUUUUCACACCUGCCACUCAGGCAGCGAGACAGGCAGCUUGCACUAUUGUGGAGGCUCUAACCACAAUCCCCAGCCGCAAGCAACAGGUCCUGGACCUGCUCACCAGUUAUCUGGACGAGUUGAGUGUAGCUGGAGAGUGUGCAGUGGAGUACCUUGGUCUGUACCAGAAGUUGAUCAAGCCAACACACUGGAAGGUUUACCUGGCAGCCCGUGGAGUCCUGCCCUACAUUGGUAAUCUGAUCACCAAGGAAAUAGCCAAUCUGCUGGCUCUGGAGGAGGCCACACUGAGCACAGACUUGCAGCAAGGCUACGCGCUCAAGAGCUUGACUGGAUUGCUCUCUUCUUUCGUGGAGGUGGAGUCCAUUAAGCGACAUUUCAAAAGUAGGCUUGUCGGCACAGUGCUCAACGGCUACCUGUGUCUGAGGAAGUUGGUGGUGCAGCGUACCAAACUCAUCGAUGAGACUCAGGACAUGUUGCUCGAGAUGCUGGAGGACAUGACAACAGGUACUGAGUCUGAAACCAAAGCCUUCAUGGCAGUGUGCAUAGAGACUGCAAAGCGGUACAACCUGGAUGACUACAGGACACCUGUGUUCAUUUUUGAGAGACUGUGCAGCAUCAUCUAUCCAGAAGAGAAUGAGGUGACAGAGUUCUUUGUGACCCUGGAGAAGGAUCCUCAACAGGAGGACUUCCUGCAGGGCCGCAUGCCAGGAAAUCCAUACAGCAGCAACGAGCCCGGCAUUGGCCCUCUAAUGAGGGACAUCAAGAACAAGAUCUGCCAAGACUGUGACCUAGUGGCGCUGCUUGAAGACGACAGUGGCAUGGAGCUUCUGGUAAACAACAAAAUCAUUAGCUUGGAUCUGUCUGUGGCAGAGGUCUACAAGAAGGUCUGGUGCCCUACAAAUGAGGGUGAGCCAAUGAGAAUCAUCUAUCGAAUGAGAGGUCUGCUGGGAGAUGCCACUGAGGAGUUCAUAGAGUCUCUGGACUCAACCACAGAUGAGGAGGAGGAUGACGAGGAGGUGUACAAGAUGGCAGGAGUCAUGGCACAGUGUGGAGGACUGGAGUGUAUGCUCAACCGGCUGUCUGGAAUCAAAGAUUUUAAACAAGGAAGACAUCUGCUCACUGUUUUGCUGAAGCUGUUCAGUUAUUGUGUGAAGGUGAAGAUCAAUAGGCAGCAGCUGGUCAAACCAGAGAUGAACACACUCAAUGUCAUGCUAGGAACUCUAAAUCUGGCUUUAGUAGCAGAACAGGAGAGUAAGGACAGCGGUGGAGCCUCCAUAGCAGAGCAAGUUCUGAGCAUCAUGGAGAUCAUUCUGGACGAAGCCAAUGCUGAGAUUUCAGAGGACAAGGGUAACCUGCUGCUGACAGGAGACAAAGAUCAGCUGGUCAUGUUGUUAGACCAGAUCAACACCCCAUUUGUGCGUUCCAAUCCCAGCGUGCUGCAGGGUCUGCUGCGCAUCAUCCCAUACCUGUCCUUCGGUGAACUGGAGAAGAUGAGGAUCUUGGUGGAACGCUUCAAACCGUGUUGCAGCUUUGACAAGUACGACGAGGAGCACAGUGCAGAUGACAAAGUGUUUUUGGACUGUUUCUGUAAAAUCGCCGCUGGAAUAAAAAAUAACAGCAAUGGCCACCAGCUGAAGGACCUUAUUCUCCAGAAAGGAAUCACACAGAGUGCACUGGACUACAUGAAGAAACAUAUCCCAAAUGCCAAAAAUCUGGAUGCAGAUGUCUGGAAGAAGUUCCUCUCCAGACCAGCUUUACCCUUCAUUCUCAGAUUGCUCCGUGGUUUGGCUACCCAGCAUCCCCCCACACAGGUGCUGAUAGGCACAGAUUCAAUAACCAACUUGCACAAGCUGGAGCAGGUAUCCAGUGAUGAAGGAAUCGGCACGUUGGCGGAGAACCUUCUGGAGGCGCUGAGGGAGCACAGUGAUGUAAACCUGAAGAUUGAAGCAGCCCGCAGGGAGACCAGAGCUGAGAAAAAGCGUAUGGCUAUGGCCAUGAGACAGAAGGCCCUGGGCACAUUGGGCAUGACAACCAACGAGAAGGGUCAGGUGGUGACCAAGACCUCACUGUUAAAGCAAAUGGAAGAGCUGAUAGAGGAGCCGGGCUUGACCUGCUGUAUCUGUAGAGAGGGUUACAAGUUCCAGCCAACCAAAGUCCUGGGUAUCUACACAUUCACAAAGCGUGUGGCCUUGGAGGACUUCGAAAACAAGCCUCGCAAGCAGCAGGGCUACAGCACUGUGUCGCACUUUAACAUAGUCCACUAUGACUGCCAUCUGGCAGCUGUCAGGCUGGCUCGUGGGCGAGAGGAGUGGGAGAGUGCUGCUCUCCAGAACGCCAACACCAAGUGCAAUGGGCUGCUUCCUGUGUGGGGGCCACAUGUGCCAGAAUCAGCCUUCGCUACGUGCUUAGCAAGGCACAACACAUAUCUGCAGGAGUGUACAGGCCAGCGGGAGCCCACGUACCAGCUCAACAUCCAUGACACCAAACUGCUGUUCCUCCGCUUUGCUACCGAACAAUCGUUCAGCGUGGACACAGGAGGAGGAGGACGAGAGAGCAACAUCCACCUCAUCCCCUAUAUCAUCCACACUGUGCUCUACGUCCUCAACACUACAAGAGCUACGUCCCGGGAGGAGAAGAACUUGCAGAGUUUCCAGGAGCAGCCAUGUGAGAAGUGGGUGGAGAGCUCAUACGAGGUUGAAGGACCGCACUAUUUCACCAUCUUGGGCAUGCACGUCAUGCCGCCUGAACGCUGGAGGACUUCACGGAUAUACUUUCUACGAAGACUCCUGGUCAACGCACAUGCCCGCAAGGUCUCAGCAGUCUGCACCAACAAACUCACAGAUAAAGCACCAAAGGAAUAUGCAGUCUAUCGCUCGCCUCUUCUCUUCUGGGGCCUGGUGGAUCUUGUCUACGACAUGUUCAGGAAAGUACCCACUAGCAACACAGAGGGGGGCUGGUCCUUCUCGCUGGCAGAAUAUGUCCGUCACAACGACAUGCCCAUCUACGAGGCCUCAGAGCGCGUGCUCAGGGCCUUCCAGGAUGAACUCAUGCCCGCCGAGUCCUUGUCAGAGUUCUUUGAUGUUGUAGGUCUCCUCUCUGAAAUCGCAGACCCAGACCUCUUCCUGCAGGAUUUGUUGAACUCUUUGCCCUGAUGGUCAACCUCACCCCACAUCCCUCCAACACACAAACAGCCCUGCAAAUAACGUUGGGACACCUACCAACUGAAAAAAAAAAAAAAAGAUUUUCUCUUUUUACACACUGACACACAUGCUGAGUACACACACAGAUUAUACACCAUGCUUCUUACUCACUUCCCUCCCCCAUAUUACAUCUUCCAAUUAACUUUAAGCAGAAACUAUGUGUAGUCUAAAAAGAUCAUCCACUUUGGGCAACAUCUCUGUAACGUUUAACACAAAAACACAAUGCUGUUAAAGGGUGGGUGGGACACACUAAAACAGAAUUCCCGCUUUGGUCGCCUCAGUCUAGAGUUGAGGACAUGACUACGUUUCUUGCUAAGCUUGAGACGAGAUCUGAGACUCGGCUAUUCAUUAAACCAGAUCAUUUUGACUGUUACCGCCAACAAACCUGAAUCUUCACCAUUUCUUUAAAAGGACAUCACAGAAUGGCGGGGGAGAGAAUUUAAUUAUUCACAAUAAAACAAUAAUAUAUGUCCGGAUGAUGGGAAUAACUCGUGAAUUCUGUUUUAGGGUGGAAAUCCUUUUGGCUUUCAAACCCCCACCCACCCCCCUUUAUAUUGGGGUGCAAUGUUAAGGUAACUAAAAGAUUUUUGGGGAUUUGACCCACCACGUGUUAAGAGUGGCAUUUUAAUUUUAUCUUGUUUUCCUUUUUGUUUGUUUGGUUUAAGUUGUUUUUGGUCAGGGUUUUUUAAAAUGGCAGAAGGUUUCAGUGUCGCAGUUUCGAGCUAACUUUUGCUGUUUGGUCUCCAUGUAGGUUCUAACUGGAACAGAAAAAAAGGUUUUUGAUUUGUGUGUAUGUGUAAGGUUUCUUUUAUCGACCUCAGAAGCAAAAUGGGGAAAAGAACGAUGAAUAAAAGUUUGUUUUAUUUUUUCCCAUAAAGCUAUGCCUUUGUGACAAAGUGAACUUUGGACUUGUGAAAGAUUCAAUCUGUUGCAAUGAAAUAUCAGACCUGUCUAAAAUGAUAAUAAAACAGACCUACAUUAUAUCCUUCAA
This is a messenger RNA of Dicentrarchus labrax (European seabass), 16713 nucleotides long. RefSeq names its product ubiquitin protein ligase E3 component n-recognin 4 (gene ubr4). The record is from RefSeq and is a predicted model, not a curated record. Lineage: Eukaryota; Metazoa; Chordata; Actinopteri; Moronidae. Gene Ontology annotation, molecular function: zinc ion binding; protein binding. The transcript is spliced from 106 exons. Bases 30 to 15674 code for a protein of 5214 amino acids.